Messenger RNA from Zingiber officinale, 912 nucleotides. RefSeq lists its product as uncharacterized. The transcript has 4 exons. The record is from RefSeq and is a predicted model, not a curated record. Bases 65 to 727 code for a protein of 220 amino acids. NCBI's taxonomy places the organism in Eukaryota, Viridiplantae, Streptophyta, Magnoliopsida, Zingiberales, Zingiberaceae.
AGAAUGUCCCCAUUUCCACACAAAUUUCUUGGUCGGGAAAGGAGGAGCGUUCGCGAGCGGAGCAAUGGCGAUCCGAUGCCUCUCACCGCCUUUCUCUCUUCCUUCGACCACGGUACGCCCUAGUCUACCUGAUCACUGUAGAUUUUCGAACAUCUUUCUCUCCCACUCUCCCCGGCUGUGCCGCAAAACCCUCGCCUCCAAAGGUUCUAAUCAGCCAUCGAGGAACGGACGCCGCUCGAUCGCUGCAAGAGAGGAAGAUCCAGUGAUCCGUUCGCUGGGAAAAACCAUGGUGUCGGCUGAGAAAGAUCGCAUCUUUACUGAAGUCGCAACAGAUGCUGAUGAUGAUGCAGAUUAUGGAGUUGUUAGCAUUCACCAUGUUGGUGUGCUCUGUGAGAACCUUGAGAGGUCACUUGCAUUUUACAAGGAUCUUCUCGGUCUGGAGAUUAAUGAAGCAAGGCCGCAUGAUAAGCUUCCAUACAGAGGGGCAUGGCUCUGGGUGGGUUCUGAGAUGAUUCAUUUGAUGGAGCUCCCAAACCCUGAUCCCUUGACUGGCCGACCGGAGCAUGGUGGCCGAGAUCGCCAUGCUUGUAUCGCAAUUCGAGAUGUUAUGAAGCUUAAAGCAAUUUUUGACAAAGCUGGUAUCAGCUAUACUCUCAGUCGAUCAGGAAGGCCAGCAAUUUUUGCACGAGAUCCCGACGGAAACGCACUGGAGUUCACACAAGUUUGAUUAAAUGGGCAAUAUCUCGUUUACCAUAAGAAAAUUUUUACAUAGCAUUAUGUGAAUCUGGCUCUACUAGUUACUACAUGUAGUGAUGUCUUCCACUACUAAGUGGCAAAUCUAUUGGGUUCAAGUUCAUAUCUGUUAGUUGAUCGAAUAGAAAAGUUAGUAAUUGAAGCAAUAGUUCUGGUUUA